Messenger RNA from Anthonomus grandis grandis, 1634 nucleotides. Its product is annotated as heparanase-like. Gene Ontology annotation, molecular function: hydrolase activity, acting on glycosyl bonds. The record is from RefSeq and is a predicted model, not a curated record. The transcript is spliced from 10 exons. Bases 138 to 1601 code for a protein of 487 amino acids. Lineage: Eukaryota; Metazoa; Arthropoda; Insecta; Coleoptera; Curculionidae. Gene Ontology annotation, cellular component: extracellular matrix; membrane.
GAAAAAAAACAUGAUCAAGUGUCGAUAUCCUUAUCAAAAUAAUAGAUUUUACUAGUAGGAGUAUAAAUUUAAAAAAAUUAGUGUAAAAUUCACAUUUUAGUUUAAACGGCUCAAAAAGUUGUAAAUAAAUACUAAAAAUGAUCCGUUCCAGGAUAUUUCGAACAGUAUUUCUGCUGCUGACAUUUACAUGCCUUUCGUACUCAUCCUACUACCCCAACUUUAAUUUAAUUAACGAAGAGCCUUUAAACAUCGUCAGCGAGAACUUUUUAAGCGUAGCCUUAGAUUGUAGCAAUAUUGAAGGGAGGUUUUCGGAUUUUAAUUUAAGUGAUCCUUAUUUAACCUCGCUCGUAAAGCAUCUUUCCCCUAUGUACUUUAGAGUAGGUGGUACUUAUGCUGACCGAAUUGUAUUUUCUGAUGAUGUCAGUUCAUUUGGAAAAGUCGGAUUGGCUGAUAUAACUUUCUUAGCGUCUGACUAUUUGAAGCUUUACCAAUUUACUCAAAACGCAGAGGUUCAGCUAAUAUACGACCUUAACUCUUUAUUGAGAAACGAGGAUGGAACAUGGAACUCCUCAAACGCAGCUGAAAUGAUUAAGUUUUCUAGUGAUCAUCAGAUGAACGUCGUUUGGGAACUGGGAAAUGAACCGGACCUUUAUAAGAGUAUUUAUAAAACACACGUUGAUGCAACGCAACUGGCAAAAGACUACAAGAUCUUAAGGAACAUGUUAAACCAAUACGAAAUAUAUAAUUCAAGCUAUUUGGUGGGAAUUGAUAUGUUUGAUGUUGGCGGUAGUCAAGCAAAUCAAGAGUAUUUAAGUAAUUUUUUGAGUGGGGCUUCUGAUGUUGUCCAUGCUGUCACGUGGCAUCAGUAUUAUUUUCCUGGUAAAUCAGCUACUGAGGAAUUAUUUUUGAGCCCAAGCACUUAUAACUAUUUGGAACAAAGGAUAGGAGUUGUUAAGAAUGUUGUCAGCAAAUCAGGAUCGGGAAAUAAAAUAUGGCUAGGAGAGACAUCCUCAGCUUAUAAUGGAGGAGCUAAGGGCAUGUCAGAUAAAUUUAUAGCCACGUUUUUAUGGUUGGAUAAAUUGGGCCUGGGUGCCAAAUUGGGUCUUGAUGUCAUUAUUAGACAAACUAUAUUUCAUGAUAAUUAUGCUUUGAUUGACAAUAAUUAUGUUCCCAACCCGGACUGGUGGGUAAGCGUUUUGUACAAGCAAUUGGUAAGUUCAACUGUAUUAUCACUAACAUCUAGCGAGAAUUCUGAGAGUCCGGUAAGGAUGUACGCGCAUUGCGCCAAAAAAACUGAUCUGUGGGACACUUCUGCGGUUGUACUUUUUGGGCUGAAUGUAAACGGCACGUCUAAUUCAAUCUUCACCUGGUCUGGAUUUGAAUACGAUAAAACAAAUGUCUAUUCAUAUGAAUUGACUUUUGAUGGGUCACUUUAUUCUCAGAAUAUCAAGUUGAACGACCAAGUUCUGUCAGUUUCACCUAAUGGAGAUCUCCCAGAUUUAACACCCAAAGUAAAUGAGGACCUGGAAAACUAUUUGAUGCCGCCUCAGUCCUUAAUAUUUUUAGUGUUUACUAAAACAGAUAUAGACGCUUGUAUAUAAGUGUAAGAGUUUAAUAAAUAUAUAAAAUAGAAA